Tribolium madens (black flour beetle) is the source of this 595-nucleotide messenger RNA. Its product is annotated as adrenodoxin-like protein 1, mitochondrial. The transcript is spliced from 3 exons. Gene Ontology annotation, cellular component: mitochondrion. Bases 35 to 517 code for a protein of 160 amino acids. The record is from RefSeq and is a predicted model, not a curated record. Gene Ontology annotation, molecular function: 2 iron, 2 sulfur cluster binding. NCBI's taxonomy places the organism in Eukaryota, Metazoa, Arthropoda, Insecta, Coleoptera, Tenebrionidae. Gene Ontology annotation, biological process: positive regulation of oxidoreductase activity; P450-containing electron transport chain.
UUGUUUCUAGUGAUAUUUGAGUGUUACUGUCAAAAUGACAGCUUUUGUGGGGCUUUUAGGUUAUGCAAAGUCGAGGAUUUCAUUAAAAACUUUAUUUCGUAAUUUUUACACAACAGCGAAGUUAAAUCACGGAGAAUACGAAUGGCAGGACCCCAAAUCUCCCGAUGAAGUUGUUAACAUAACUUUUGUUACAAAAGACGGUGAAAAAGUUCCUGUUAAAGGCAAAGUAGGUGAUAAUGUCUUAUAUUUGGCUCAUAGAUAUAAAAUUCCAAUGGAAGGGGCAUGUGAAGCCUCCCUAGCAUGCACUACUUGUCACAUUUAUGUGAAAAGUGACCACGAACUUACACCUCCAGAAGAGAAAGAAGAGGAUCUGUUAGAUAUGGCGCCUUUUCUUAAAGAAAAUUCCAGAUUAGGGUGCCAGAUUAUCUUAACCAAGGAUUUAGAAGGGUUAGAAUUAGAAUUACCCAAAGCAACAAGGAAUUUUUACGUUGACGGACAUACCCCAGCCCCUCAUUAAUAACAUGUGUAAAUAAUUUGUAAAUGAAGCAUGAAAUCAGCCACCAAUUUAUUUUAAUAAAAAAUGUUAGUGUUAAAA